Microstroma glucosiphilum is the source of this 831-nucleotide messenger RNA. RefSeq lists its product as hypothetical. NCBI's taxonomy places the organism in Eukaryota, Fungi, Basidiomycota, Exobasidiomycetes, Microstromatales, Microstromataceae. The coding region runs from base 234 to 698 and encodes 154 amino acids. The record is from RefSeq and is a predicted model, not a curated record. The transcript has a single exon.
AUAUCUCGUAUGUCGGACGUACACUCCCACUUGCAAUGCAGCUCUUUUCGAUAAAUGGCACGAGCAGGACUCGCACCCGAAGAGGAGCAAAAGCGGUGGAUGGAAAGCUUCCAGCUAGCUCGUGCGGCCUACCUUCUUGCUGAGCCAAGUAGAUGACCCGUCGCUGUCAGCUUCCCUUCUAGAACGAAACAUGCCCAUUCAGGGUCUUGGCGGCGCAGCAAUCCCGGGCUUUGAUGCGAGAAGAGAGGCGUCAGCAUUACCUUGAGGAGUAUCAAGGAGGGUUGAGGGUCCUACUUGAUGUUGAUGAAUGCUGUGAAGGCUUCGUUGAUCUCCGCCAGGUUUCAUUCGGCGAUUGUCCCUUUGACCGUUGCUUCCUCGUCCUUCGCCCCAUGCGAUUUGGAUCCUUCCUCGCCUGCGUGACCUAUGUAUUGCUUACGCGAAGUGAACCUACAGAUGAUGUUUCUCGCUCCUCCCUUUGUACCACAUGCAAGACCUGUUUCCGCUUCCACGCCACAGCGGUACCGCCUUGGAGAAGCCACCUGCAUACUUGGGGUAAAGGGUCCGACAUCUCGAACCCUGUUUGGCCGCUGCGAGUGAUCAGACGAGGCUUGAAGCUAAGAGGGUUCAGGGAAUACCGAGGGCACCCUAGUGCACUGGCCCAGUCGUCGGGCAUGUCGCAGCACGUUGAGACGGGGUAAAAUGUUCGGACCUUUGUUCACAGAAGCUGCAUGAGGGGAAAGGGGAAGGCGGGGAACGAGGGGUGAUACAAGGUUCCCUGCAGUGGCACGGCGACCCCUGGCCCAGUGGUGCAGAAGGACCCUUGCCUAUCCU